AUGGAGCCCGGGGUAUCCCGGGCAACCCCUCAUCCAGGGGUGGACCUACGUGGAGCCGGGGUAUCUCGGGCAACCCCUCAUCCAGGGGUGACCUCCAUGGUGCCCGAGAGUACUUACAAUCUUGAUCCUGGAAAACCAUUUACAUGGCCACCGGCAGCUCGGAUCAAUGCAGACAAGGCAUCGUUUUAUCGAUGCGGGUUUGUAAGUGUGCAGGGUACGUUGACAGAUUCCGAAGAUCGUCACUACUUUGAGAAUUGCUAUAUCGAAGGCGCUUUGGAUUUUAUAUGGGACAAUGGGAGAUCAAUUUACCAUGAAUGCAAGAUAAAUGUAACAGCAAUAUCAGAAGGUGUGCCCGGUUAUAUCACCGCUCAAGCUCGAGAUAGCACGGCUGAUAACAGCGGUUUCAUGUUCAAACACGGUUUGAUCUUCGGAACCGGUUCUGCUUAUCUAGGAAGAGCAUAUAGGCCUUAUGCCAAAGUAUUAUUUCACCGCACAAAGAUGUCUGAUGUAAUUGUUGCACAGGGUUGGUCAGCAUGGGAUUAUGUUGGCAGAGAGUAA
Molecule: messenger RNA, 558 nt
Organism: Hibiscus syriacus
Lineage: Eukaryota; Viridiplantae; Streptophyta; Magnoliopsida; Malvales; Malvaceae
Product: probable pectinesterase 29
Exons: 3
Coding region: 1-558 (185 amino acids)
Biological process (GO): cell wall modification
Molecular function (GO): pectinesterase activity
Source: RefSeq, a predicted model, not a curated record